Molecule: messenger RNA, 765 nt
Organism: Echinococcus granulosus
Lineage: Eukaryota; Metazoa; Platyhelminthes; Cestoda; Cyclophyllidea; Taeniidae
Exons: 7
Coding region: 1-765 (254 amino acids)
Source: RefSeq, a predicted model, not a curated record
AUGAUCAGCCUAGUUAAAGCAAUCUUACCGAAUAAUGCAUUUGAGGCAAAUUCUGAGCACUACAACCUACUGAUGAAUGCUUGUACUAGGCACACCUGGAUUUGCUAUUCUGUAAAACACCCAAUUCUCCAAAUUGAUAAAAGAGAUUAUCGCUUACUUUCAUCACUCAAUGUCCCUUGUUUUUCAAGUCAUUACAUUUUAUUUAACGUUACAAUAAAUGCUUUGUGCGAGUUUAGUUUAUUACAAUGUAUGCAGAAACUACAAAUGUCCUAUCUACAGUCAUCUGCGGUGACCACUUCAAUGUUGAGUAACAACUCACUAGCACAAACUUGCAUAAUUGAGCACAAAAUUUGCCAUUUAUGUGGUACAUUUGACGAUUCAUUAGUAGGUCAUUUUCUUACGGGUUGGAAGAAGCCAGAUGAAGUAUUUGAGAGAAUCAGUGUUGUCGUAUGGAUUUUUAACACUCACACAUCAGAGCCAUGUUUCACCACAUUUACUUUCGCCUGCUCAUUAAAAUAUUUAAUAUUUUCAUGUCAUAUAAAUGAAUGUGGUGAGGUGGUUGGGGUAAACAUUCAACCUUCAAUGAAUCCACAAUACAAUACGGUAGUUCCAUUCCACAUGUGCAGUAUUUUUGACUCAACAAGUAUGCAUUCAAAUCUUUGCAAAGAAGUCAUUUAUGCAGUAAAAUUACUACAGGGAAGCAAUUUUUAUGUCAAUAACCCAUUAAACCCUUCGAAUGUAAAUCUCUCUGAUGGAUAUAAAUGA